Molecule: messenger RNA, 1164 nt
Organism: Microthlaspi erraticum
Lineage: Eukaryota; Viridiplantae; Streptophyta; Magnoliopsida; Brassicales; Brassicaceae
Source: the annotation of a GenBank genome assembly
AUGGAUGUACCAGAGGGGAAUGGAAACCCUUUGGGCAAUGGACUCGGUCGAGCUAGGCAAACUCGACCGAUUGGUCAAGGAGAUGCUCCAAACCGCCACCAACAGAGACAAGGGAUUGUUCCACCACCAGUGCAGAACCACAACUUUGAGAUCAAGCUGGGAAUGAUCAACCUUGUCCAGAACAAGAUGUUCCAUGGAUUGCCAAGUGAAGACCCCAUUGACCACCUUGAUGAGUUUGAUAGGCUUUGUGAUUUGACAAAGAUCAAUGGUGUCUCUGAAGAUGCCAUCAAGCUGAGACUCUUUCCUAUGUCUCUAGCUGACAAAGCUCACCAAUGGGAGAAGAGCUUGCCCCAUGGCACAAUCACCACUUGGGAUGAAUGCAAGAAGGCCUUUCUUGCUAAGUUUUUCUCCACCGGUCGCACAGCCAAGCUUAGAGGAGAGAUAUCCAGCUUCAUCCAGCGAAACAAUGAGACAUUCGCAGAGGCUUGGGAGAGGUUCAAAGGCUACACAAGUCAGUGCCCACACCAUGGAUUCAACAAUGAAUCACUACUCUCCACUCUUUAUAGAGGAUGCUUGCCUAGGUAUAGGGAGAUGCUAGACACAGCUAGCAAUGGGAACUUCCUCAACCAGGAUGUAGAUGAUGGCUGGCAACUUGUGGAGAACAUAGCUAACUCAAAUGGAAGCUAUGGAGAAGAGUAUGAUCGCACCAACCGGAGCUCGACCCACCACUCGAUCGAGUCAGACGAAAAGUUGAGAAAAGAUGUUAAGGCAUUGAAUGAGAAGUUGGAUAAGCUGAUCCUAGCUCAGUCCACAAUGAAGAAAGUCAACUUUGUGUCUGCUGAGGAGAUGGAACCAGUCCAAGAAGGGGAGGAUACACAAUUUGCUGAGGUGUGCUACAUGAGCAAUGGGCAAGGAGGUUACAACAAAGGAUACUAUAAUUACAAGUCCAACCCUGCCAUGUCAUACCGCAACACUGAUGUUGCUAACCCUCAGGACCAAGUCUAUCCUCAACAACAAGCAGCUCGAUCGAGUCAAGCCACAACAUGGGUAUGGUCAAAAGAACAAUUACCAAGGACCACAAGGCACUUUCCCUGGACAACAAAUGAAUAUCCCACCAGGCUUUCCCCACCAACCACCCCAGCCUGCACCUUCACAAGAGAAUGA